Messenger RNA from Odobenus rosmarus divergens (Pacific walrus), 7219 nucleotides. RefSeq names its product zinc finger protein 106 homolog (mouse) (gene ZNF106). The transcript has 19 exons. NCBI's taxonomy places the organism in Eukaryota, Metazoa, Chordata, Mammalia, Carnivora, Odobenidae. Gene Ontology annotation, cellular component: cytosol; membrane. The record is from RefSeq and is a predicted model, not a curated record. The coding region runs from base 328 to 5958 and encodes 1876 amino acids. Gene Ontology annotation, molecular function: RNA binding; SH3 domain binding.
GAGUGCCCCUGGCACCAUGGGUGUGCUCUAGAGCAACUUCUGUUUGCUCUGAGCCCCCUGCCCUGCCUCCCCUUUCACCAUGUUUCCUCUGGCAAGAUUUUAAGUACAGCAAUUCAAGAAGAUUUCUCCUCCUAAACUACAUUAUUCUGAAGUGUACUGCCUCUUGAUUGCUGGAAAAGAAUCUUAAAAUCAUUUCAAAAAUAACUUUUGAACAAAUUUACUAAAAGUGAUGAAAGGAGCAUUGAAGUUGAUUAGCACUAAUCUUUCACUGUGCCAAAGUGUGCGGUGUUUUUCAGAGGAAACCGGAAGAGAUCUGUUGAGUGGGCCAUGCCAGUGGGGAGAAUUGAAUGUCCCUCAUCUCCCUCUUUCCCUAGGGACAGUAGUCAUGAGUGCCGAGUGUGCGGGGUCACAGAAGUGGGUCUUUCUGCAUAUGCAAAGCACAUUUCUAGCCAGUUCCACAAAGAUAAUGUUGAUGCCCAGGAAAGAGAAGACGAUGGAAAGGGAGAAGAAGAAGAAGAAGAUUAUUUUGACAAGGAACUCGUUCAGUUAAUAAAACAAAGGAAAGAACAAAGUCGACAAGAGGAACCUUCCAAUAGCAGCCAAGAAAUAAGCUCUGAUGACAGGCGACCCCAAUGGAGACGAGAAGACCGAAACCCUUACCAAGACAGAGAGGGCUACAGUCAGCCAGCGUGGCAUCAUCGUGGACCUCCUCAGCGAGACUGGAAGUGGGAGAAGGAUGGCUUUAAUAAUAACAGGAAAAACAACUUUCCACAUUCUUUGAGGAAUAAUGGUGGACCAAGAGGAUGUUCCGGGUGGCACAAGGGUGUUGCAGGAGGCGCCUCAACUUGGUUUCACAACCAUAGCAAUUCUGGAGGUGGUUGGCAUUCAAAGAGCGGGGCAGUAGAUUGGAAUCCUAAUGGUACAGGAAGGAAUUCCAGUUGGCAUUCUGAAGGAACAGGUGGCUUUUCCAGUUGGCAUAUGAACAGCAGUAACGGAAACUGGAAAUCCAGUGUACGUAGUACAAAUAGUUGGAAUUACAGUGGCCCCGGAGACAAAUUUCAACCAGGCAGAAACAGAAAUUCUAACUGUCAGAUGGACGACCUGACUAUGCUGUGGAACAAGAAAUCUAAGUCAAACAAAUAUAAUCAAGAGAGAUACAGUUGGCAGCGGCAAGAAAGUGACAAAGUUGGUACGGCUGCCACGUAUAGAGGUCCUUCUGAAGGAUUUACAGCUGAUAAAUUUCCUUCAGAGGGCUUACUUAGCUUCAGUUUUGAGCAGCUGGAAAGCAAAACUACUAAGCAGACAGAUCCCAUAGCUUCCAAAAUGGGUGGGAAGAAUGGCAGUGUCGCUAGGGACAAGCUCCAUCGCUGGACUCCUUACCCUCCCCAGAAGACUCUGGAUUUACAAUCAGGAAUGAAGGAAGUCACUGGUAACAAGUCAGAAAUUAUAGAUAAGCCUUUCUUUGACUUCAGCUUGACAACUGCAGGAACACCAGAGCCCCAGAUUGAUGAAACAAAUCAUUCCCCAACGCUGAAAACACAGAAAGAAACACAUGGUGGAUCUCUUACUCACAAAGCCCCCUCUGACUGCCCUGCUUCUUAUGAGGCGGUGAGAGAUUGCCCCGUUACAGAAAAGCACGAACAAGAGCUUCACUUAAGUAAGAUGCCAUGCUUAAAAUCCGCACUCCUUCCAAUUCCAGUCACCAAGUCAGUUCCUCAAAAGCCAGAUUUAAAGAAUCCCUCAAAAAACACCAAAACAAAUUCUUUUUUUCCUGGAGAACACUCAAAUCCCUUGAACAAACCCGCUAUGGAAGACAGUCAUGGGUCUCACGUAACCAAACUACGAAGUUCAUGUUCUCAUGUUUUAAAAGGGAAUAAAAGUACAUUUGGCACUCAGAGAGAACCUGAUGAGAAUUUCAGCGAUACAUUACAAAAAGCCAAAGAGGUGCUACAGUGUCAUGAGUCAUUGCAAAAUCCACUUCUUGGCACUUCUAAAAGGACCAGAAACUUUGCAAAAGCAAGUAGGAAUGUAGAAGAGUCUGAAAAAGGAUCUUUGAAGAUAGAGUUUCAGGUACACACAUUAGAAGAUGAAAGCGAUGGGGAGCUCUCUGACAUGGAAAAGUGUGGAUCAAAAAUUGGAACCCUGGGCUCUGCCACUACAGAAAUGUUAUCCUGCAGCACUCACCUCGCUGACGAGAAAGAGGGGGAUGACCAAAACCUAAAAACAUGUAGAAAACUCUCCACUAAUGCAUGUAAUUCAACAGUUCAUCAGAAAGAACCUGAGUUGCAGAUGACCUCUGCGGCCAGUCCACCCUCUGGCUUACUGCUAGACUUGAAAACUUCUCUAGAAGAUGCACAGGUGGAUGACCCUGUUAAAUCUCAUGUAUCUUACGAAACAGAAGGUUUUGAGAGCGCUAGCUUAGAUGCAGAGCUUCAGAAAAACGAUCUAGGUCAGUCCUCAGGCCCUCUUCUGCCUGAACUCAGUAAGCUUGGCUUUCCUGCCUCUCUCCAGAGAGAUCUAACCCGGCACAUUAGUUUGAAGAGCAAAACUGGAGCACACCUUCCCGAGCCAAAUCUCAAUAGUGCUCGCCGCAUCCGCAAUAUUAGUGGUCAUCGAAAGGGUGAGACAGAGAAGGAAUCUGGGCUCAAGCCAACCCUUCGACAGAUUCUAAAUGCAUCUCGGAGAAAUGUCAACUGGGAACAAGUCAUCCAGCAAGUAACCAAGAAAAAGCAAGAGCUAGGCAAAGGCUUGCCCAGGUUUGGCAUAGAAAUGGUGCCUUUGGUUCAAAAUGAACAAGAGGUCUUGGAUUUGGAUGGGGAGCCUGAUCUGUCCAAUCUAGAAGGAUUCCAGUGGGAAGGUAUUUCCAUUUCUUCAUCUCCUGGGUUGGCAAGGAAGCGAAGCCUUUCUGAGAGCAGUGUGAUCAUGGACAGGGCUCCUUCUGUGUAUAGCUUCUUCAGUGAGGAAGGUACGGGCAAAGAAAAUGAGCCCCAGCAGAUUUUUUCACCUAGUAACUCGUUGAGGGCUGCACAGAGUCAGACAACGACCCUGGGCCUUAAGCAGGAAGUGACACCUCUGGCUGCCUCCCUAAGAACGGGCGAAAGGGCGGAAAAUGUUGCUAGUCAAAGGCGACACAGUGCACAGUUGUCCUCUGACCGAACGAUACCUUUGAUGCACUUGGCCAAAGACCUGAACAGCCAGGAGGGUUCUACGCCAUCUUCAGAGAACCAGAAUACCCAGGAGAGUAAUGGCGAAGGAAACUCUUUAUCAUCAAAUACAUCCUCAGCCCUUGGAAUCUCCAGUCUGGCAGACGCAGCCACAGACAGUAGCUGUACCUCUGGUGCCGAACAAAACGACAGCCAGAGUGUGCGAAAGAAACGGAGAGCCACUGGGGAUGGAUCUUCUCCCGAACUCCCAAGUCUUGAGAGAAAAAACAAAAGAAGGAAAAUUAAAGGAAAGAAAGAACGUUCUCAGGUUGACCAGCUGCUGAAUAUUUCUUUAAGGGAGGAAGAACUGAGCAAAUCAUUGCAGUGCAUGGAUAACAACCUUCUGCAAGCCCGUGCAGCCCUGCAGACAGCAUAUGUUGAAGUUCAGAGGCUUCUUAUGCUGAAGCAGCAGAUAACUAUGGAGAUGAGUGCACUGAGGACCCACAGAAUACAGAUUCUACAGGGAUUACAAGAAACAUAUGAACCUUCUGAUCGCCCAGACCAGGUUCCUUAUAGCCUUCCACGAGAGCGAAGGAACAGUAGAUCUCAGACAUCUGCUGAUGCCACCCUGCUGCCUACUCCCUUUUUCCCAGUUGUUCUGGAGCCUCCAUCUUCCCACAUGUCUCCAUCAUCCACUGGAGUCCCUCUCCAAGUAACCACGUCUCCUACUUUCCAAGCUCAUGGCAGUGUUCCUGCUCCAGACUCUUCAAUUCAGAUUAAACAAGAACCCAUGUCUCCUGAACACGACGAGAGUGUGACUGCUGUGUCACAAGGCUCUGCUGGCAAUGUGUCCAAGGAAUUACUGCAAGCUAAUAGAGAGAACAGUGACAGUUGUCCAGUUUAUCCAGUCAUCACUGCAACGUUGUCCUUAUCAGAGGUCACAGAAAGUUUCCAUGAGCCUAGCCAAGAACUGAAGUUUUCCAUGGAGCAAGGAAAUACCAGGAACAGAGGAAAUGCCCCCUCUUCCCAACCAGCUGAUCUUCAUGAAGAGCCAGUCAAAGGCAACAGCGGGUCUGAGGCCUGUACCAGUUCCUUUCCAAGAUUGUCAUUUGUUUCCGAAACCCCCCUAGAGAGGGACCCCCACUCUCCAGCUGACCAGCCUGAGCAGCAGGCAGAGUCUACCCUGACAUCAGCUGAAACACGGGGAAACAAGAAAAAGAAGAAACUUAGGAAGAAGAAAACGCUUCGGGCUGCUCAUGUUCCCGAGAACAGUGACACUGAACAGGAUGUAUUUACUGCUAAACCUGUAAGGAAAGUAAAGACUGGAAAGUCAACUAAAGGGGGGAAGGUAACAACCUCCACCUGGGAAGAUAGCAGAACUGGCCCGGAGCAAGAGAGUGUCAGAGAUGAGCCAGAUAGUGACUCGUCUCUGGAAGUCCUAGAGAUCCCUAACCCUCAGUUGGAAGUGGUAGCCAUUGAUUCUUCUGAAUCUGGAGAAGAGAAACCAGACAGUCCAUCUAAAAAGGAUAUUUGGAACUCCACAGAGCAAAACUCAUUAGAAACUUCUCGUUCUGGUUGUGAUGAAGUUAGCUCUACCAGUGAGAUUGGCACUCGUUAUAAAGAUGGUAUCCCUGUAAGUGUGGCAGAAACUCAGACUGUGAUCUCCUCCAUAAAAGGCUCAAAGAACUCUUCAGAAAUAUCUUCCGAGCCAGGAGAUGAUGAUGAGCCCACAGAAGGGAGCUUUGAGGGGCACCAAGCCGCAGUGAAUGCAAUUCAGAUAUUUGGGAACUUACUGUACACCUGUUCAGCAGAUAAAACUGUCCGAGCUUAUAAUCUGGUGAGUCGGAAGUGCAUUGGUGUCUUCGAGGGGCACACCUCCAAAGUGAACUGCCUCCUGGUUACACAAACCUCUGGGAAGAAUGCUGCCCUUUACACUGGUUCCAGUGACCAUACCAUUCGCUGCUAUAAUGUUAAGACGCGAGAGUGUGUGGAGCAGUUGCAGCUGGAAGACCGGGUUCUCUGCCUCCAUAGUCGAUGGCGAAUCCUCUAUGCAGGACUGGCAAAUGGCACUGUGGUCACCUUCAACAUAAAGAACAAUAAACGACUUGAAAUCUUUGAAUGCCACGGCCCUCGGGCUGUCAGCUGUCUUGCCACAGCACAGGAGGGUGCCCGAAAGCUGCUCGUUGUUGGGUCUUAUGACUGCACCAUUAGUGUUCGUGAUGCACGGAAUGGACUCCUCCUCAGAACUCUGGAGGGCCACAGCAAAACCAUUCUUUGCAUGAAGGUGGUGAAUGACCUUGUGUUCAGUGGCUCCAGCGAUCAGUCAGUCCACGCCCAUAACAUUCAUACUGGUGAGCUUGUGCGGAUCUAUAAAGGUCACAAUCAUGCAGUGACUGUGGUGAAUAUCCUAGGAAAAGUGAUGGUGACCGCUUGCCUGGAUAAAUUUGUUCGUGUCUAUGAAUUACAGUCCCAUGAUCGACUGCAAGUUUAUGGAGGACACAAAGACAUGAUUAUGUGUAUGACCAUCCAUAAAAGUAUGAUUUAUACUGGCUGUUACGAUGGCAGUAUUCAAGCUGUGAGGCUGAAUCUGAUGCAGAAUUACCGUUGUUGGUGGCAUGGUUGCGCUCUGAUAUUUGGCAUUGUAGAUCAUUUGAAACAACAUUUGCUCACUGACCAUACAAAUCCAAACUUUCAAACUCUGAAAUGUCGCUGGAAGAACUGUGACGCUUUCUUCACUGCUAGGAAAGGAUCCAAACAGGACGCUGCAGGACACAUUGAACGACAUGCUGAGGAUGACAGCAAAAUUGAUUCAUGAAGUUUUUUGCCUCCCAUGUUGGGAAGUUAUCAUUUGAACUAAUUUUACAUCGGCCCUUCACAGAGGCCACAGUCUUCCCUUCCCCAGAGAAUCAGGGAAGGAGAAAGUGGUUACUAGCCAGGCUUACCACUAGUAUAAGUCUGGGCAGCUCUAUGGGAUGAUAGUUACACAUUAAGUUCUUACUGGAGGUUUGUCAGAUUGAAACAGAUUUUAAGGAACUAUACUUCUCUGGAACAGCAUGGAACGUAGUAAUCUGUGCUACUAGUAUUCUCCAGAUGUUGAUUAAAGAUACAGAUCUUAAUUGGCUACCCAGUCUGACCCUAAUCAUAUGUAUUUUUUAGUUUAUGUUCUUAUGAUGGUUUAAACCUGUAGUCCGGCUUUUAAGUACAAGUUUGUGCAAAUGCUAGAUUUUUAGGAUCACUUUUAAUUUCUUUAGUUCUAAUAACUGGGUAUUUAAAUUAGAAGCAACUAGUUCCCUUUCUUAACAAUUACGUGCAGUGUGUUUCACUAUUCUCUUGCUUUGUAGGUGGACAGAGCUGGCUUUAAAUGCCAAAGGGACACACAGUAGAUUUUCAACAGCUAGAGUGAUUGCUCUGCUGGUUAUAUUUUAGGAACUCAGCAAAUCACAUAAUGACAAGUCCUCACAGACAGCACUUCCUAUCGAACGUCUGUGCACAUUUUGUUGGGAGUGCUCAGUUCAAGACAGUGCACAGACCUAACAUCUACCUUGCAAUGUUGCUGUUAGGCCCAGGUGCUCACGCUGCAGGUAUUAUCAGGCCUUUCGAACUGGAAUGUAGCCUUUAUCUUCCUUUCCAGUGUCUGACUCUCCAGGCCUGCUGCUGUGUGAAACCUCUUAGUUUGCUCCAUUGCCAAACCCUCUCUCCCCUGCUCUCUGGCUGUGCCUAGACUCUUGGCGGCCAUCACAUACUUCCUGUAGGCUCCCAGGGUGCUUUCCCCCCACCUGCAGCACCCAAGAUGGGGGAGUUAGGAUAAAGCAUCUGCAUACAGUCUUUAGGGGCUCAAGCAGGCUUCUUAGAGACUGAUUUCUGAAACUGGAAUCUUGCCUUCACCUCCCCUCUUGAUGGCAAAGAAGAGUGGAGUAUGAUGAAGGGAAAGACUCCACUUUUCCACUGAGAGCAGCCAAAUUAACAAAGCCUAGUGAGACUGCUUUGUUUUUUUGGAAUUUCUCUGGACUCUUGAGAGAAUCUAUAGAAGUGUUGCUUUCCAGCCUUUUGUUUCUGGAUUCUCAAGACUCUGAAAG